Messenger RNA from Nycticebus coucang (slow loris), 13261 nucleotides. RefSeq names its product trinucleotide repeat containing 18 (gene TNRC18). The record is from RefSeq and is a predicted model, not a curated record. The transcript is spliced from 29 exons. NCBI's taxonomy places the organism in Eukaryota, Metazoa, Chordata, Mammalia, Primates, Lorisidae. Gene Ontology annotation, molecular function: chromatin binding. The coding region runs from base 3264 to 11873 and encodes 2869 amino acids.
ACGCACCCAUCUCACCCUCACCGAGCAUUCCUGGGAGGAAGUGCCCAGACCCGGUGCCCCUACCCCAAGGCGCUAAUCCUGUGAGGCCGGCCUCCUCGCGGGUCCGGAGCCUGCGGGGAUGGAUGGUGCUGGCAGCGAGUGGGCGUUGCCGUUCUCAGUCUUUGGCAAACAGAGACGCUCCGGCCGGAUUCCCUGCGCAGUCUCGGGGCUCCCAGGCCGUGACGGGGAAAGCAGAGCGUCCGGCGCGGCCCGGGACGCGAGGCUGUCCGAGAGCGCCCAGGCGUGAGCAGCUGGAAGGAGGGUCCGCCUGAAGAUUUAUGGCCGAAGCUGGCCUCCCGCGCGCUGAGCGCGUCUCCAUCCUCUCGCAGCCAAACAGUGGAGUGGAACCCCGACCCCGGCCGUAGGAAGAGGCCUGGGCCGGAGGCGGGGCCGAGAGGAGUUAGAAGAGUCAGAAUCCGCCCGGCUGGCCUGGCUCGAGAACCCCGGCACUACCCGCCGUGUGUCUUGCUCUCGGCGGAGUGCAGGGCCCUGGCACCGCGUUCCUGGCCUUCCAGGCGGGUUGGGAGGCUCUUGGCUCGGCUGUCCCAACCUCAGCUCGGCUCCGAAUCGCGGCUGGGCCAGCAGCAACGCGGGGACGGCGAACGUGGCUUUCUAGGCCAUAGCCUCUCCGGGUUUUACCGGCACCCGACCAAGAGCUCCCGGGUCGUCGAUUCUAGGGCUCGCGGAAACCCGCGCUGAAGAGACCCGACCACACAUCCUUCUAAGCAGCCAGAAGUAGCCCGCGAUCCCUUGGGGGCCCCUUCACGGAGAUGCCAGCGGAGAGCGGGGACCUCGGUCCCCACCGGGAAAGGCGGUUCUGGGCGACGGGUGGAAUGGUUCGGGUAGCCGCACCUAGUUUGGGAUACUGGCGCCUUUCUGGGAGCGGGGUAAAGAAGAACAUAUCCGCGAGACCAGCUAGACCAGGGUUCGGGAAGAGCCGGGUUCGAAGUUGAAUAGGGCAGAGUUGAGGGAGGUGGGGAUCGCGGGAGUCGGACCUGUCUUGGGCUGGCCAGGCCAGCUGGGCACUGGGGCCGAAGCUGCGGCGACAAAGGCGCAGCAGGGGUACAGCCGGACUCGAGAUUGGUUUGCCCCUUUGGUUUAAAACAAAGAGGGAGAACUGUCACUCGGGACGCAUCCAUUUAAGACAAGGCCGGAGCUGAUGGCCUAAGAACACACAAAAGGCCUGGGCUCUGGUGGCCUUGGCUAGCCACGGACAACCGUACUGCCUGGCCGAGCCAGCCUGGGCGGGUUCUCCAGGAACUGCGAUUUGGGGCUGCGAGGAGGCCCCCGCCCCAGCCAAUUUUCCGCCCAGUCAGUACAACACACACACAUGCACACAUACACACUCAACACACCGUUUUUGCCCACCGAUUCCGCUGGGUAAACAGACGUAUGAGGUGGUGGUGGCAGCGAAGUGGGGGUGGGGCACGGAAGAUGGCGGUUGGACCCUGGCGGCCUGCGGCCUGUGCGGUUGCACCCCACUCCGCAUAGGACGCCCAAGCCUGGCUUUUACAUUUAAAUGCGGCCCAUUAGAGCGGGGAGGGCGUUUUCCCAGACCCUGAAGCUUGACUAAAGGGUGCCUCAAGGGUCCCUCUACUAAUGGCGGGGGGUCUCUUAGCCCAGGAUGCACCCACGACUUCGCUCGGGAUCGGUUCCUCCGCCCCAAGAUGGCUCCGGGUCUGUUUACUCAGCGAGUAAGGGGGCGCCCGGCCCGGGAGCGGGCAAAGAUCGGGGUGCGUACAGGUCGGUUCUGGUGGUGGCCCGCUCGCGGCAUUAUGCGCGCCGCAGCCCCAGAGAACUGCACCAGCGGGAUCUGCCCCAUGAGCCCCACCCGGCGGCUGGGAACUGGGAGCCACUGCCGCCACCCCCGCGUCCCCAUGCACUGGACCGAGACCCGACCUUGGCGGUUGGAGGGCCGAGCGAGUACGGCGGUGUGCAGGAAGGGCGGCGCGAGGGGCCCCGGCCACAAAACCCAGAGGAUGCGGGCCUCGGCUGCCCAGAGUCUCAGCCCUAAUGAAAUGCCUGCUCUGUUUGCCACGCCGACUAGGCGCACACUUGAAAAAUGCAAACGCCAUUGGCAAAUCCAGGGGAAACAGGCAGAAUUUUUAUUAGCAACUAAAUGAUUUAUGGCACAUGUACCCCGCCGUCACAAUUACGACGCCUUGGAGCAUCCAGGGGUGAAAACAUUAAACAUUUAUAAAAAUAGGCUUUUGUUUUUUUCCAUACCGCAAGCCUUUUGUAUUCCCCACUUCCAACUCUCUUAAGACACAUGUUUAUUUCUUGAGUUAUAUUAAAAUAAAAACAUUUAGAUCCCGGGCUGGACAACAGGGUGGGGGAUUAGGGUUUUGGCUCCGAAUACUGAAGACCGACAGGGGUGGGGAAGAAGCGAAGGGGACAGGGGUAUGGGAGUGUUUACUAGGAAUGCACAGACCUCUGGAUAAGACCAAGGCGCGGGGCGCCCGAACACUCGGCUCCUUCCCCUGCUUUGGCUUCCAGCAGCCCAAUGCAGCUCCACCGCAUUUAUUUUAUCCCUGCAGCCACCUCCCCCGCAAGGCACAAAGACACAAUACCUCCUUUCUCUAACCCCCCUCCUCUCCGUCUUUGCUCCUGGCCUUCCCCGGGCUGCACCCGGCGCCUCCCGCCGCCUCGACUGCCGAGGCCGCCACCAACACCAACGUGCCCAGCUCCAAGCGCGGACACCGCGGCUAGUUCCCGUUCCCCUUGGCUCCGGCUAUUUUCGUUCUUUUCUUUCCUUCUCACUCCUCCCUCCUCCCCCCUCGGAGCUCCAGCUUCCAAAAGAGGGCAGCCUAGAAACCAGCGCAGGAGGCUCCAGGAAGGGCAACUUGAAACUGCCCUCAAGAGGCUGAACUUUUUUUCCUCAAAUUUAUCCUGGAAUUAAAUUAGACACCCCCAGUUCGCUCUCGAAGCCUACUCCCCUUUUUUUUCUAAAAGUGGAAUUAAAAAAAAUAGAACGAAUGGGCAAUGAACUAGCUCAUUUUUACCCCCUCCAGAAAAGUUGCCUUAAAAAUGGAUUAAAAAAAAAAACAGAACGAGCAAUGCAAAACGCUGAGUCCGCAGCGCGGUGCGAAAGAGCGGGCUUCUCUUGUUUUAAUUAAAAUCCUACCACCGCGGUUGCUCUCCAAGGCAGGAUCGGCCUGGAUUCCUGCCCCUCCAAGAUUCCUUUCGAGGGCGAGGCCUUCUUGGGCAGCUUUGUGGCCAGCGGGAUGGGGCCUUCCGCCUCAUCCCAUGGGAGCCCGGUGUCCCUGCCCUCUGACCUCUCCUUCCGCUCCCCUACCCCCAGCAACCUGCCCAUGGUGCAGCUGUGGGCUGCCCAUGCCCAUGAAGGCUUCUCCCAUCUGCCUAGUGGGCUGUGCCCACCUUACCUCCACCUGAGCCACCUGGAGCCGCCCAGCAGCGGGAGCCCCCUCCUCAGCCAGUUGGGCCAGCCCAGCAUUUUUGACACCCAAAAAGACGGCUUCUAUCUGCCCGCCCCAGGGGCUGCGGGUACCCUGCACUCUCACACGCCCUCAGCCAGGACUCCCAGUGGACACUCCUCAGGUGCCCCAGCCAAAGGCUCUUCACGGGAAGGUCCCGCCAAGGAGCGGGCGGGCCGGGUCGGCGGGGAGCCUCCCAUUCUGUUCGGCAAGAAGGACCCGCGUGCCCGCGAGGAGGCAGCAGGGUCACGCGGCGUCGUGGACCUGACCCAGGAAGCACGGUCUGAGGGCCGCCAGGACCGAGGGCACCCACGCCUGGCCGAGCGCCUGUCGCCCUUCCUAACUGAACCUAAGGGCAAGAGCGCACUGCAGCCAUCAGUGCUGAGCAUGUGCAAUGGAACAGGGGACACGGGGCUGCCGGCGCUGGUGGCUGACGUGGGCCGCAGUGGCGCCAAGGAGGCCGUCCGGCAGGAAGAGAGUGCACGGCUGCUGCGGCGCACAGAGGCCCUGCUUCCUGGGUCACGGCCCUGCGCCUCGCCGCUGCCCCCACCACCACCCAAGGGGCCGCCUGCUCCGCCUGCGUCCGCGCCUGCACCUGCCGGCAUCUACACCGUCUUCCGCGAGCCAGGACGGGAGCACCGUGUGGUGGCGCCCACCUUUGUGCCUUCCGUGGAAACCUUUGACGAGCGGCCAGGGCCCAUCCAGCUUGCUUCGCAAGCACGUGAUGCCAGAGCCCGAGAGCGGGAGGCAGGAAGGCCCGGGGUCCUACAGGCCCCGCCUGGCUCCCCGCGGCCGCCUGACCGGCCCGAAGGCCUGCGCGAGAAGAACUCAGUCAUCCGCUCCCUGAAGCGGCCUCCUCCCGCUGAUCUCCCACCAGUGCGGGCCGCCCGCGCCUCUCCCGACGCCCGGGCCUACUUGCCCGCUAAGGAACUGCUCAAGCCGGAGGCGGAGCCGCGUCCCUGUGAACGUGUGCCUCGUGGCCCAACCGGCUCCUCCGGCUCCGCGGCCCAGCAGGCAGCCAAGCUCUUCGGCCUGGAGCCCGGGCGGCCACCUCCGCCCUCAGGCCCUGAGCACAAGUGGAAGCCUUUUGAGCUCGGGAACUUUGCCACCACGCAGAUGGCUGUUCUGGCUGCGCAGCACCACCAUGCCAGCCGCGCUGAGGAGGAGGCUGUGGCCGCCUCCAAGAAGGCCUACCUGGACCCUGGGGGCACGCUGCCACGUUCUGCGGCCUCCUGCGGCAGGCCCGGUGCCGAUAUGCACCCAGCGACUCACGGACCUGGAGAGGCCUCAGCCAUGCAGAGCCUCAUCAAGUACAGCGGCAGCUUCGCCCGGGAGGCGGUUGCUGUGCGCCCCGGUGGCUGCGGCAAGAAGAGUCCAUUUGGAGGCCUGGGCACCAUGAAACCUGAGCCGGUCCCCACUACUGCGGGUGUCCCUCGCGCCCAGGCCCGACUGCCGCACCCUGGAGUCCCUGCAACAAGCGGGGGCCGGCAGAUGAAGCGGGACCCGGAGAGACCUGAGAGUGCCAAGGCCUUCGGGCGGGAGGGCUCUGGUGCCCAGGGUGAGGCAGAAGUUCGACACCCGCCAGUGGGCAUUGCAGUGGCUGUUGCCCGGCAGAAAGACAGUGGUGGCAGUGGCCGGCUGGGGCCUGGGCUGGCGGACCAGGAACGCUCUCUGUCGCUGAGCAACGUUAAAGGGCAUGGUCGAGCAGAUGAGGACUGUGCAGAUGAGAGGGCCAGGCACCGAGAGGAACGGCUGCUCGGGGCGCGGCUAGACCGGGACCAGGAGAAGCUGCUUCGGGAAAGCAAGGAGCUGGCUGACUUGGCCCGCUUACACCCCACUAGCUGUGCUCCUAAUGGCCUAAACCCCAACCUCAUGGUGACUGGGGGCCCGGCGCUGGCGAGCUCAGGACGUUGGUCUGCUGACCCUGCAGCCCACCUGGCCACACACCCCUGGUUGCCCCGCUCAGGCAGCACAUCCAUGUGGCUUGCUGGACACCCCUAUGGCUUGGGUCCUCCCUCUCUGCACCAGGGCAUGGCCCCUGCAUUCCCACCUGGCUUGGGGGGCUCCCUGCCAUCAGCCUACCAAUUUGUCAGGGAUCCCCAGUCGGGCCAGCUGGUGGUCAUUCCUAGUGAUCACCUGCCUCACUUUGCGGAGCUGAUGGAGCGGGCCGCAGUGCCACCCCUCUGGCCUGCCCUGUACCCACCUGGCCGCAGCCCCCUGCACCACGCACAGCAGCUGCAGCUCUUCUCCCAGCAGCACUUCCUACGGCAGCAGGAGCUCCUGUACCUGCAGCAGCAGGCGGCCCAGGCCCUGGAGCUACAGAGGAGUGCCCAGUUGGUGCAGGAGCGGCUGAAAGCCCAGGAGCACCGGGCGGAGAUGGAGGAGAAGGCAGGCAAGCGGAACCUGGAGGCCACAGGCAAGGCUGGCUUGGCUGCCACAGGCCCAGGGUUGUUGCCUCGGAAGCCCCCUGGCUUAUCUGCUGGCCCCACAGGCACCUACAGCAAGGCUGUGAGCCCACCACCAUCUCCCCGAGCAUCUCCUGUGGCUGCCCUGAAGGCCAAAGUCAUCCAGAAGCUGGAGGAUGUGUCUAAGCCGCCAGCCUAUGCUUACCCUGCCACCCCCAGUGCCCACCCCACCAGCCCACCACCUGCCUCCCCACCACCUACUCCUGGCAUCACCCGCAAGGAGGAAGCCCCUGAGAACGUCGUUGAGAAGAAGGACCUGGAGCUGGAAAAGGAAUCCCCCAGCCCCUUUCAAACCCUCUUCUCAGAGAUCCCAUCCAGGUACCCGUUCCAAGCCCUGCCACCACACUAUGGAAGGCCCUACCCAUUUUUGCUGCAGCCCACGGCAGCCGCCGAUGCAGAUGGCCUGGCCCCCGAUGUGCCACUCCCAGCUGAUGGGCCUGAGCGCCUGGCGCUCUCACCUGAAGACAAGCCCAUCCGUUUUUCGCCUUCUAAGAUCCCAGAGUCACUGCAGGAGGCCCCAGAGGAAGAGCCACUGGCUGACCGAGAGGUGAAAGCAGAGGUGGAGGACAUGGACGAGGGCCCUGCAGAGCUGCCACCCCUGGAGUCACCGCUGGCCCUGCCUACCGAGGAAGCCAUGGUGGCUCCAAGCCCUGCAGGUGGCUGUGGAGGAGGUCUGCUGGAGGCCCAGGGGCUGAGCACUGCUGGGCAGGGUUGCACUGAGCUCUCCGAGUGCCCAGACUUCACAGAGGGGGUUGAAGCUCGGGUGGACUCUCCUGGCCAGACAGAAUCCUGCACAGCUGCCAUAGACCUGGUGGAGCAGCUGACACCUCAGACACUGAUAGAGGCCAAGGAGGAGCCAGUGGAGGUGCCUGUGGCUGAGGCAGUGCCUGAGGAAAGCUUGGUACAGGUGGCCCCCAGUGAGCCCCGACCUGGCCUAGAAUUAUCAGACUGUGAUGUGCCCACCGGGGAGGGACAGUGCCCUAGCCUGGAGCCCCAGGAGGAUGCGCCUGUGCCUGGCAAUGCCUGCUACCUGGAAGAGGCAAGCUGUGAUCUACCUGGCCUGGAGGACCCACUGGCCGGCAUGCAUGCCCUGGCUGCAGCCGCAGAGCUGCCCCAGGCCAGGCCUCUGCCCUCCCCUGACGCUGGAACCCAGGCCUCAGAGAAGCUGGAAGCGGCUCAGGGGCUUGUCUUGGAGAAGAGUUUCCUGCAUGGCAUCACGCUGUUGAGUGAGAUCGCAGAACUAGAGCUGGAGAGGAGGGGACAGGACGUGGGAGCUACAGAGCAUAGCCUGGAGGUGCGACCCUCGCUAGAGAGCCUGCUGGCAGCUGGCAGCCACAUGCUGAAGGAAGUGCUGGAUGGCCCCUUUAUUGACCCGCUCAAGAACCUGCGGCUUCCACGGGAGCUGAACCCUAACAAGAAGUACAGUUGGAUGCAGAAAAAAGAGGAGCGGAUGUAUGCGAUGAAGUCCUCUUUGGAGGACAUGGACGCCCUGGAGCUGGACUUCCGGAUGCGGCUAGCGGAGGUGCAACGGCAGUACAAAGAGAAGCAACGGGAGCUGGUGAAACUGCAGAGGCGCCGGGACUCAGAGGACAGGCGCGAGGAACCCCAUAGAAGCUUGGCACGCAGAGGCCCUGGCAGGCCGAGGAAACGGACUCACGCCCCGAGCACCCUGUCGCCCCCCCGCAAGAGAGGGAAGAGCCGCAACAGUAGCGGAAAGCUGAGCAACAAGUCGCUGUUGACAUCGGAUGACUACGAGUUGGGAGCAGGGAUGAGGAAGAGACACAAAGGGCCUGAGGAUGAACAUGAGGCUCUCAUUGGAAUGGGGAAAGCCAGGGGGAGGAACCAGACAUGGGAUGAGCACGAAGCCUCUUCUGACUUCCUCAGUCAGCUAAAGGUUAAGAAGAAGAAGAUGGCCAGUGACCAGGAGCAGUUGGCAAGCAAGUUAGACAAGGCCCUCUCCCUCACAAAGCAGCAGGACAAGUUGAAGUCACCCUUCAAAUUUUCGGACAGUUCUGGGGGGAAAUCGAAAACCAGUGGGGGAUGCAGCAGGUACCUGACUCCUUAUGACAGCCUGCUGGGCAAGGACAGGAAGGUGCUGGCCAAAGGCCUGGGCCUAUCUCUGAAAUCCUCCAGAGAAGGUAAACAUAAAAGGGCUGCCAAAGCCAGGAAGAUGGAGGUGGGGUUCAAGGCCAGAGGCCAGCCCAAGUCAGCCCACUCUCCAUUCGCCUCAGAAGUGAGCAGCUACUCCUACAAUACGGACUCAGAGGAAGAUGAAGAGUUCCUGAAGGACGAGUGGUCUGCUCAGGGCCCCUCCAGCUCCAAGCUGACAUCCUCCAUUCUAUGUGGCAUGGUGGCGAAGAGCAGCAAGGCGGCUGGCAGCCCCAAGCUGACCAAGAGGGGCCUAGUGGCCUCCCGGACUCUGAAACCCAAGCCGGCCACCAGCAGGAAGCAGCCGUUUUGUUUGCUGCUCCGAGAGGCUGAGGCACGUUCCUCCUUCAGCGACUCUUCGGAGGACUCGUUUGACCAAGAUGAGAGCUCCGAGGAGGACGAGGAGGAGGAGCUCGAGGAGGAAGAGGAUGAGUCUGGCAGUGGCUCUAAGCUGGGUGCCCGGGAGCGGGCCCUGUCGCCGGGCCUGGAGGAGAGUGGGCUGGGCCUGCUGGCCCGCUUUGCGGCCAGUGCACUCCCCAGCCCUGCAGCGGGGCCAUCCCUGUCAGUGGUGCAGCUGGAGGCCAAGCAGAAGGCCCGGAAGAAAGAGGAGCGGCAAAGCCUGUUGGGCACAGAGUUCGAGUACACGGACUCAGAGAGCGAGAUCAAGGUGUGCAAGCGGUCCCCAACAGGGCUGCCGCGGCCCCGGAAAGUACUGGGGGAGCCCGGGCCACCCGCACCCGUGCCUGCGCCCACCGCUCGGGGCCCGUGCCCCGCCAGCCCUGACAAGGCCAAGCUGGUGGUGGAGAAGGGGCGCAAGGCCAGGAAGCUGCGGGGCACCAAGGAGCCCGGCUUCGAGGCGGGGCCCGAGGCCAGCGACGACGACUUGUGGACUCGGCGCCGCAGCGAGCGCAUCUUCCUGCACGAUGCCUCGGCAGCUGCGCCCGCACCAGCCCGCACCACUCCUGCGCCCCGGACCCGUGCCAAGGGCGGCCCCCUGAGCCCACGCAAGGACGCCAGCCGCGCCAGGGACAGGAAGGACCCCAGGAAGAAGAAGAAAGGGAAGGAGGCCAGCUCAGGAGCUGCACUGCCAACGUCCCGCACUCCUGCCCUGCCCGCAGAGGCCAGGGCCCCUCAUGCCAGCUCCCUGGCCACUGCCAAGAGGAAUAAGGCCAAAGCCAAAGGGAAAGAAGUGAAGAAGGAGAACCGGGGAAAGGGGGGUGCUGUGAGCAAGCUGAUGGAGAGCAUGGCAGCUGAGGAGGACUUUGAGCCCAACCAGGACUCAAGCUUCUCUGAGGAUGAACACCUGCCACGUGGUGGGGCCGUGGAGCGGCCACUUACUCCAGCCCCUCGCUCCUGUGUCAUCGACAAGGAUGAACUAAAGGAUGGCCUGCGAGUGCUCAUCCCUAUGGACGACAAGCUGCUGUACGCUGGGCACGUGCACACAGUGCACUCGCCAGACAUAUACCGCGUGGUGGUGGAGGGUGAGCGUGGCAACCGGCCCCACAUCUACUGUCUGGAGCAGUUGCUGCAAGAGGCGAUCAUCGAUGUGAGGCCGGCCUCUGCUCGCUUCCUGCCACAAGGGACCAGGAUUGCAGCCUACUGGAGCCAGCAGUACCGCUGUCUCUACCCAGGCACUGUGGUCCGAGGGUUACUGGACCUGGAGGAUGAUGGGGACCUGAUCACCGUAGAGUUUGAUGAUGGAGACACAGGGAGGAUCCCCCUCUCACAUAUCCGCCUUCUGCCUCCUGACUAUAAGAUCCAGUGUGCUGAGCCGUCCCCAGCCCUCUUGGUGCCGAGCGCCAAGCGCCGCAGCCGGAAGACCAGCAAAGACACUGGAGAAGGCAAAGACGGGAAUACAGCAGGGUCUGAGGAGCCGGGAGCCAAGGCCCGAGGGCGAGGGCGGAAACCCAGCACCAAGGCCAAGGGUGACAGAGCUGCAGUUCUGGAGGAAGCAGGCUCAAAAGAUGAGGUCCCCAGUACCCCCUUGGCCCUGGAGCCAAGCAAUACCCCAGGCUCCAAGAAGAGCCCCCAAGAGCCCGCAGAUAAGCGGACCAAAGUCCCCAAGGCCCGCCUGACUGCCCCCCAGCCCAGCCUUGCACCACCCGCUUUCGCCAGUGGCCCUGCUCCCGAGCCCUUUGGGGAGCUGCCGGCCCCUGCUGCCCCCCUCAUUACCAUGCCUGCCACCCGUCCCAAGCCCAAGAAGGCACGGGCUGCUGAGGAGUCAGGUGCCAAGGGCCCUCGCAGACCGGGGGAGGAGGCUGAGCUACUUGUCAAACUGGACCAUGAGGGGGUCACAUCACCCAAAAGUAAGAAGGCCAAGGAGGCCUUGCUGCUCCGUGAGGACCCAGGGGCUGGAGGCUGGCAGGAACCCAAGGGCCUGCUGAGCCUGGGUGGCUACCCUCCAGCUACGGGCAACAACGAGCCUAAAACAGCCUGGCCCAAGGCUGCAGAUGGGGAUCUGGCCCAGGAACCCGGACCAGGGCUCACAUUUGAGGACUCUGGGAACCCCAAGAGCCCAGAUAAGGCCCAGGCGGAGCAGGACGGGGCUGAGGAGUCAGAGAGCAGCAGUAGCAGCAGCAGCAGCAGCAGCAGCAGCAGUAGCAGCAGCAGCAGCAGCAGCAGCAGCAGCGGUUCAGAGACGGAAGGCGAGGAAGAUGGCGACAAGAGUGGGGAGGGAAGCCGUGGUGCCGGGGGCCGCAACUGCAGCGCUUCCAGCUCCAGGGCAUCCUCCCCUGCCUCCUCCUCCUCCUCCGCCUCCUCUUCCUCCUCAUCAUCCUCUUCUUCCUCUUCCUCCUCAUCCUCCUCCUCUUCAUCAUCGUCCUCUUCCUCAUCGUCCUCCUCUUCUUCCUCCUCUUCCUCCUCCUCCUCUUCCUCCUCAUCCUCAUCCUCCUCCACCACAGAUGAAGACUCCUCCUGCAGCUCAGAUGAUGAGGCAGCUCCCGCAGCGGCAGCUGGGCCCUCCACCCCUCCUGCGCUUCCCACCAAGGCACCCAAACAGGCCAGCAAGGCGCGCUCCUCAGCCCACUCCCCGGGCAAGAAGGCAGCCGCACCACAGCCCCAGGCACCCCCGCCCCAGCCCCCACAGCCACUACAGCCCAAAGCUCAGGCUGGGGCCAAGAGCCGCCCUAAGAAGAGAGAGGGUGUCCACCUCCCCACCACCAAGGAGCUGGCCAAGCGGCAGCGUCUUCCGUCAGUGGAGAACCGACCCAAGAUUGCUGCCUUCCUGCCAGCCCGGCAACUCUGGAAGUGGUUCGGCAAACCCACCCAGCGUCGAGGCAUGAAGGGCAAGGCCCGCAAGCUCUUCUACAAGGCCAUUGUGCGCGGCAAGGAGCUGAUCCGUAUUGGGGACUGCGCUGUGUUCCUGUCAGCUGGCCGCCCUAACCUGCCCUACAUUGGCCGCAUCCAGAGCAUGUGGGAGUCAUGGGGCAACAACAUGGUGGUCCGUGUCAAGUGGUUCUACCAUCCCGAGGAGACCAGCCCUGGCAAGCAGUUCCACGAGGGCCAGCACUGGGACCAGAAGUCUGGCCGCAGCCUCCCUGCAGCCCUGCGGGUCUCCAGCCAGAGGAAGGACUUCAUGGAGCGUGCCCUGUACCAGUCCUCACACGUGGAUGAGAAUGAUGUGCAGACGGUAUCGCACAAGUGCCUGGUGGUGGGCCUGGAUCAGUAUGAGCAGAUGCUCAAGACCAAGAAGUACCAGGACAGCGAGGGCCUGUACUACCUCGCGGGCACCUAUGAGCCCACCACAGGCAUGAUCUUCUCUACAGACGGUGUGCCCGUGCUCUGCUGAGCCUGAGGCUGCCUUGUGCCCUGGGGGCCAACAGAGCCCUCACCAUCACUGCCACAGCGCAGGGACCACGUGCGUUGAGUGCAUGCAAGUGUGCCCGUGGGCAUGUGCAUGGGGCCAGGUGUGACGUGGACCCCUCGGGCGAGUGUGUGUACAUGUGUGUGCCCGUAUGCAUGCACGUUUGUGCACACAUGUGCACACAUCUCAGCCCCACUCUCCUAACCCCUCAGUGCCCCCAGGACAGGGGCUUCUCUCAGCUAUCAGGGUAUGGCUUUGCCGUCCCCCUCAGGGUGGUCCCAGUCAGGACUGGCCUCAGGCCUCCGGUCCAGCACCUUGUAAGCACUUGGCCAGGCGCCCCUAGGCCCAAGCAGACUGGGGGUUUGGUGGCGAGGGGGCUUCCAAGCAACCAAACUGACACUCACUCUGGGGUUCCUGGCACCCAUGGCACGGAGCAUACCCCAAGACCUCCCCCUGUGGGAUGGGGCAGUCCAGCGCCAGCUAGCCUCACCCAUUGUGCCAGGCCUGCUCUGGGCACCCUUCCUGGCCGGCCCCACCCUCUCAGGAUGGUCUGGACUUAGGGAACAGCUGGGCAAGGGUGGAGCCCAGGAGCAUCACACAGUGCCAGGUGGAGGGGGCUGCAUGCUCCAAGGUCCAGCAAGGGCCCCCUCGGCCCAGAGCCUCACACUACAGAAAACCCCAAUGGUGCUGAAUCCUCGCCGGCCACGCCCGGCCCCUCCCCGCCCAGGAGGGAGGUGGCAGUUCUUAAUCUGUACAGUUUUAUUGUACCAAGAGAGACUCGCCCCGCCUCUGUAUCAUAAGCCUUUAAAUGGAGUCAACUUUUUAAUUAUAUAUAUAAAGAUAAAUAUAUAUAAAUAUAUAUAAAUAUAAACUUUUUAAAACUGUGAAAAAUAGCUAUGAAAUUAUAAAAAAAAGCGAACACAUUCUGACGUGCAGAAUAUUAUUUUUUAUUUCCUGUUAGAUUGUGAGUGUCUAGCACCCAGCUUCACCGGCUUCACCGGCCUCCUCAGCCCCCAGCACACACACCCCUGCAGCCCAAGGGUGCCGAACUUGCCCCCAGGACUAAGAAUGAGUUAGGGAGAGAGACAGCAGACUGAGCAAGGGACAGGGAGGGAGCCACCCCAACCUAAGGUCCUGCUUAGGCCCAAGAAAGCACUUAACCAGCCUCCAAGCCUUCCGGGGAAAGGGAGGCUUCGUCCAGACAAUCUUGAGGGAAGGAAAAGCCAGACUUUGGUUUUGUUUUGGGGGGGAAUUAUUGUUUUCCUUUUUUUUUUUCAAGUUUCUUUUGGAAUUUUGUUUGUUGGCAAAUUCUGUGUGAUCUUUUUCAUAAAAAAAAGAAAAGAAAAGAAAAAGAUUUAAUUGGAAAAAUACCA